Molecule: messenger RNA, 282 nt
Organism: Clunio marinus
Lineage: Eukaryota; Metazoa; Arthropoda; Insecta; Diptera; Chironomidae
Source: the annotation of a GenBank genome assembly
AUGCAAAUUUACUUUUUGCAUACAUUGGGCAAUGAAAAAGAACAGCCGUGCCAGACACCAACAUCUCUCACUGAUGACUUGAAGACUAAGAUGAGAAAAAGGAGAACGUUAAAACUCUCAAAACUUCUUCAUCUUUGUGAAUGUUAUGGGAAAUUGGGAAGAUCUAAGCAUGAUCAACAUUUUACCACCUUGAACGCAAUCAGGUGUAAAGUUUGGUUUCCGGAUGUUUACAUGAACAUUUCGUUGAAAAGUCUUAUAAGAAGAACUAAGAAACCGAUGUAA